CAGCUUUACCAUGAACACCUACCUCUUUGUGUAUGACUUAAUGCAAUUCUGUGGACAUUCCUGGAUAUUUACAAAUAUGAUCAUCAGGUUCAUGUCUUUUGGAAAAGAUUCGUUGGCCGACACAUUUUACUCCAUAGGACUUGUGAUGCGCUUUUGCCAGUUGCUAUCUAUGUUGGAGAUCCUACACAUCCUCAUGGGCAUUGAUAAGAGCCGUCUGUUCCCCAGGUUUUUGCAGAUCACUGAGAGAAUAAUUGUUUUAUUCGUUGUGAUCAACAGUCAGGAAGAAGUUCAAGGGAAAUACGUCGUGUGUGUUUUAUUUUUCCUUUGGAACUUAUUAGAUGUGGUCAGGUACACGUACAACAUGUUAGCAAGGACGGGAAUAUACUACUUACCACUGACGUGGCUCAACUUCUCAUUGUGCAUCCUGCUCUAUCCCCUUUCAGUUCUGGCUAAAGCAUUUGCAAUUUGUGUGUCACUGCCUUAUUUUGAAUCCUUCGGCACAUACUCCAUCAAGCUACCACUUCCCUUCGCCUUCUCAAUCCACUUCCCCUAUGUUCUGAAAACGUACCUGCUAGUCCUCUUCACAGGUAUGUGCUUUAUCAUCCAGGACCUCUUCUCUGAAAGGAAUGCACACCUAGGGACAGGCAGCAUCAAAAAGAAAAGAAGCUAGGUUGGCUAUUCUUUUUGGAAAUAAUAAAUAUAUUCCCAGUGGGCUAACCCAUAGGUUAAAAAGAAACGAGACAAGGAUUUUCAGUGCAAAACUCCUGUUCGUAUGUACAUUACCUGGCUGGGUAGAAUUUUCAGAAAAGAGAGGUCUCUUUAAAUCACCUCAAAAAAUGCAGCAGCACAAAAUAACCAGUUACUUUUGAAAGUUUUGACUUCAAAUAGCAGGAGUUCUGAAAAACGA
Messenger RNA from Eurypyga helias (sunbittern), 907 nucleotides. RefSeq names its product protein tyrosine phosphatase-like A domain containing 2 (gene HACD4). Gene Ontology annotation, molecular function: 3-hydroxyacyl-CoA dehydratase activity. The coding region runs from base 11 to 670 and encodes 219 amino acids. Gene Ontology annotation, cellular component: endoplasmic reticulum membrane. Lineage: Eukaryota; Metazoa; Chordata; Aves; Eurypygiformes; Eurypygidae. The transcript has 6 exons. Gene Ontology annotation, biological process: sphingolipid biosynthetic process; fatty acid elongation; very long-chain fatty acid biosynthetic process. The record is from RefSeq and is a predicted model, not a curated record.